AUGGCUAUCUCAGAAAAGAGACAUGCCGUGCCUGUCAGCGGAAGCUCAGAUGCUGCUGAACAGACGGAUGUUAGUGUAGAUGUGCCGAUUGCAGUAGAGGAUGAAACCUCGACGGGCGAGAAGAAGUCUGGGAGUCCGUAUCUGAGAAUCUUUACCUAUGCAGGGCGAUAUGAACAAAUCAUAUUGGCCAUUUCGAUUCUCGCUGCAAUCGCUUCUGGAGCUGGCAUUGCCCUCCAGAAUCUCAUUUUUGGAAACUUUGUCACGACCAUCACCGAUUUUGUCAUCGAUCCUGCGUCGGGUGGUGAGAAACUCCGCCAUGAUUCCGCAAAGUUGGCGCUCUACUUUGUCUAUCUCGGCAUCGCCAGAUUUGUCCUGUCUUACGCAUACAACGUCCUCUUGACAUACAACGCAUAUCGAAUCGUUCGAAACAUCCGGCAUGCAUAUCUCAAGGCGGCGCUGAGCCAAGAGGUUGCCUACUAUGAUCUCGGCACAAGUGGAUCGAUUGCGACGCAGGCAACCUCCAAUGGAAAGCUCAUUCAAGGCGGCAUUGCAGAGAAGCUUGGCCUGACGUUUCAGGGACUUUCUGCUUUUGUUACUGCCUUUAUCGUUGCGUUCGUUACUCAAUGGAAACUAACCCUCAUUUGCCUUUGCAUUGCGCCGACUACGAUAGUCGUCAUGGCGUUUGUCGGUAUCAGCGAAGCAGGCGUCGAAACCAAAAUCUUCGACACUCAUGCCAAGGGCAACGCCUUUGCUGAAGGAAUACUAGGCAGUGCGAGAACCGUACAUGCCUUUGAGAUGCGAUCGAGGCUUGUUAAGAAGUUCGAUGAGUACUUGAGCGAAGCUCACAAGUAUGGACGCCAGCUCUCGCCUUGGUUCGCGGCGCUCUUCUCGAUCGAAUACACAAUCAUGUAUCUGGGCUUUGGGCUUGCUUUCUGGCAAGGCAUUCAUCUUUUCGCCAACGGAGAGAUCAAGUCGUCAGGCGCAAUCUUCACGGUGUUGUUCUCCGUGACGAUUGCGACUAUUAGCAUUACGGCUUUGGCUCCGUAUUCUAUCGAAUUCGCGAGAGCUGCGUCGGGCGCUGCCCAGCUUUUCGAGCUGAUUGACAGGCAAUCCAACAUUAAUCCAUUUGAUGGAUCUGGAGACAAGCCCCCGGAAGUCAUUGGCCAUAUCGAACUGGAAAAUGUCGACUUUGCGUAUCCUUCUCGGCCUGGAAUUACUGUGCUAGAUGAUUUUUCACUGAUUGUUCCAGCUGGAAAGGUUACAGCUUUGGUGGGUCAAAGUGGUUCUGGAAAGAGCACAAUUGUUGGCCUCCUUGAGCGUUGGUACAACCCCAAGUCUGGCGUCAUUAAGCUAGAUGGCAAACCAGUCAACGAACUCAAUCUUAACUGGCUUCGAAAACAUGUUCGACUCGUCCAGCAGGAGCCCGUGCUGUUCCAGGGUUCGGCAUUUGACAACAUUGCUCACGGUCUGGUUGGCACAAAGUGGGAGCAUGCCUCUAGAGAGGAAAGGAUGGCCCAGGUGGAAGAAGCUGCUAAAAUUGCUUUCGCCCACGACUUCAUCUCGGAACUGCCAAACGGUUAUGACACGCAGAUUGGACAGAGAGGCGGUUUGCUCUCUGGAGGCCAGAAGCAGCGCGUUGCCAUUGCGAGGAGUAUCGUUUCUCAACCCAAGGUUUUGUUACUCGAUGAAGCAACGAGCGCGCUUGAUCCUCACGCCGAAGGCGUUGUCCAGAGGGCACUUGAUAGAGCUUCUGAAGGGCGAACCACAAUUGUCAUCGCUCACAAGUUGGCGACCAUUCGCAAGGCUGAUAACAUCGUCGUUAUGAAGAAAGGAAAGAUCAUUGAACAAGGGACACAUGCUGGCCUAAUGAAGCAAGACGGAACUUAUGCCCAGUUGGUGCGCAUCCAGGAUCUAGCUGUCUCAAAGAACCAGUCGGAUACCGAAUCAGAGGACCAAGAUGACGAAAAAGAAGCACAUGAUCCGGCUGAUCUUGUCAAGAGCUUGAGCCGAUACGCCACAAGGGAUCAAGUGCGCCUCGAGCAGCAGAAAGAGAGGGACAACUACGAACAUUACGAAAAGCUGGGAUUCGUGUCUGUCGUCUGGAAACUUGUGGUUGAUCACCCAGAGUUGAGGUGGGCAUACAUAUUCUGCGUUCUUUGUUGCCUUGGAGGAGCUGCUGGAUUUCCAGGCCAAGCGAUUCUUUUGUCUAGCACGAUCGAUGUCUUCACUUUGACUGGCUCAGAAAUGACCAAAAAGGGCAAUUUCUUUGCUGCCAUGUUUAUUGUUCUGGCGGCGGGCUGCUUGAUCUUUUACGGAGUACUAGGGUUUGCUACCAAUGCAAUCGCUCAGACUCUAUCCCACAAACUUCGACGCCAAAGCUUGAACGAUAUGCUACGCCAAGAUCUCCAGUUCUUCGAUCGUCCGGAAAACAACAUCGGCGCCUUGGCUAGUCGCGUCGACGCCAAUCCACAAGCCAUCUUAGAGCUCAUGGGCUUCAAUAUUGCUCUGAUACUGGUAGCCGUGUUUAACAUCACCGCAUGCAGCAUCUUGGCUAUCGCAUACAGUUGGAAGCUGGGACUCGUAGUUGUCUUUGCUGGCUUGCCACCAAUGGUAGGAUCGGGCUGGUUCAAGAUCAGAUUGGAUGUAAAGCUCGACCACGGCAUCUCAAUGCGACAGUCGAGAAGUGCUGCUAUUGCUUCGGAGGCUGUCACCGCCAUACGGACUGUGUCAUCUCUGGCUAUUGAGGAGUCGGUUCUCAAUAGUUACACUCAUGAGUUGGACCAGGCGAUUGUUGGAUCGGUGAAGCCAAUGUCCAUCAUGAUGGUUUGCUUUGCUUUCACACAGUGCAUCGAGUAUUUCUUCCUUGCCUUGGGAUUCUGGUAUGGAUGUCGCCUUGUCUCGUUUGGAGAGACUAGCAUGCAUAACUUCUAUGUUACCUUUUUGGGUGUCUUUUUCUCUGGUCAAGCAGCCUCACAGCUGUUUCAGUUUUCGACUAGCAUCACCAAGGGCAAAAAUGCGGCCAAUUACAUCUUUUGGCUUAACCAACUCCAACCCAUUAUGCAAGAAACACCAGACAAUGCAGAUAAAGGUCCAAAGUCUGGUGGCCCAAUUGCCCUUGACAGUGUUCACUUCUCGUAUCCCCUGCGACCAGAGGCGCCUGUGUUGAGAGGUAUUAAUCUAGAAAUUCAAAAAGGACAGUUUUAUGCUCUUGUUGGCGCAUCCGGCUGCGGCAAAUCCACCAUGAUUGCUAUGCUUGAGCGGUUCUACGACCCUUCCACUGGAAACAUUAGCAUUGACGGCGAUAAGCUAACGGAGCUGAGCCCGCGACUAUAUCGCCGAGUCGUCUCUCUGGUACAGCAAGAACCAACUCUUUUCCAAGGCUCCAUUCGCGAGAACAUCGCACUCGGUAUUGAUGACCCGACUGUCGGCUCUGGCGAAACCACGGUGGAAGUCACAGCUUCGGACUCAAAGGUUGAGGCAGCUUUACGCGCUGCUAAUGCUUGGGAUUUCGUGUCUUCGUUGCCUGACGGUCUCGCCACUGCUGCUGGUCCAAACGGCACACAGCUCUCCGGCGGUCAGCGUCAACGCAUUGCAAUUGCUCGCUCUUUGAUCCGCAAUCCCAAAGUCCUGCUGCUCGAUGAAGCGACCAGCGCAUUAGACACCGAAAGCGAAAAGAUUGUUCAGAGUGCGCUGGCCGAGGCAGCAAAGGAAGGAGACCGAAUUACUAUUGCGGUAGCCCACAGGCUGUCGACAAUUAGAGACGCAGAUAUGAUUUGUGUCUUUUACGGAGGAAGGAUUGUGGAGAUGGGGAAGCAUGUUGAUUUGGUAGCGCAGGGCGGCAUGUAUAGAAAGAUGUGCGAGGCGCAGAAUUUAGACGGAUGA
Messenger RNA from Trichoderma aggressivum f. europaeum, 3882 nucleotides. RefSeq lists its product as uncharacterized. Gene Ontology annotation, cellular component: membrane. Gene Ontology annotation, biological process: transmembrane transport. The record is from RefSeq and is a predicted model, not a curated record. Gene Ontology annotation, molecular function: ABC-type transporter activity; ATP hydrolysis activity; ATP binding. Lineage: Eukaryota; Fungi; Ascomycota; Sordariomycetes; Hypocreales; Hypocreaceae. The transcript is spliced from 9 exons. The coding region runs from base 1 to 3882 and encodes 1293 amino acids.